This is a messenger RNA of Paramecium sonneborni, 1158 nucleotides long. Lineage: Eukaryota; Ciliophora; Oligohymenophorea; Peniculida; Parameciidae. The record is from the annotation of a GenBank genome assembly.
AUGUUUAUUUUUAUUUUCUUAAUCAUUAAUGUUUAAUCUUAUAGAGUCAGAUAAAUUCAAAAUGAAUCACUUGAAUUUUAGAUUCCAACUGAAGAAGAGACAUCAAUACUUUCUCUUUUUUAAGCUAAAGACUCACAACUAAUAACAAAUGAAACAUUACCAUUUUGUUAUUUGAAAGAAGUCAACCUAAUUUUUGAAACAAAAAGAUAACAUUUUGAGAAUAUAGUAACUAUGGUACAUAUANUAUUACAGAUCCAUAAAUCAUGCUGAUAUUGGAUACACUUAAUUAUGUGUUAAAGAUUUUACUAUAUUUCAAACAACUUUAUACAUUUUAGAUUGUUCUGUGGGUUUAAUUAUUGCUAAAAUGAAUAUUCAUGAAAAUGUAAUCGAUUUUAAAGUAAGAAAAAUUGAUGUUCAAGAAGGUGGUAUUGCAGUUGAUACAAAAAAUGGAAUCAAUAUCUUUGUUGGUUAUAAAUGGAAAUUAAGAUAUGCGAUUGUAGAAUAUGUUGUAGAUGAUACAGAAUGGAGAAUACAAAACUUAAUUUAUACUAAUAAAAUAAAAGAUGUAGAUGUUAAUAAUGAAUAUGCAAUUAUUUAAGGUAAGAGUAGACAUAUGGUGGCAUUUAAUUUUGGUACAUCUUUAUCAAAUAAUAUCAUAAAAUAUAAUGUAAGAGAUUUUUAAUUAAGAAAUAAUGAAUUAAUAGGUAUCACAGCUACUCAACUCUUUCAUAGUCAAUUAUAAUUGAUACCAUUAACAAUAGAAUGUUAAAUUUAUUAAGAUAAUCCUGUACCUUAUUCUUUAGUCUACAAUGUUUCUUAUAAUGGUACAACAAUAGAAAGACAUCAUCUAAAUUUUUAAGUGAGUUCGAUUUCAACUUAUUUAUAUGAACAUUAAUCUUAUUAAAUAAUUAUUUUGAUAACCAUAUUGCUUUGUAUAUUUACAUUGAUAAGUAUAUAUUCAUAAUAAUUUUAAUUUUAGUAAUUAUGAUUUUAAAAUGGUAUCAUAAUUUAAGAAAAGAAGAAGUAAAAAUUGCAAAGGGUAUUAAAGGAAAUAGUCUAUCAAUACCAACUAGUGGAAGAACAAAUACACAACAAAGUUCUAGACCAUUUUCACCUAAAAAUUAACAUUUUAUUAUCAAUAAUAUCUAAUAUUAAUGA